Molecule: messenger RNA, 18613 nt
Organism: Gallus gallus (chicken)
Lineage: Eukaryota; Metazoa; Chordata; Aves; Galliformes; Phasianidae
Gene: ARSG
Product: arylsulfatase G
Exons: 14
Coding region: 3969-5774 (601 amino acids)
Molecular function (GO): arylsulfatase activity
Source: RefSeq, a predicted model, not a curated record
AAGCUUUGUGAUGGGUAUUAGCUGGAAGCAAGCAUGCACAUCAGAAACCCAUCAGAAGUGGAGGGGAAUGACUUCUGAAGCUGCAACACACUGGUGGGGAAACAGGUGGUGAUGGGGACGUGCCACUUUCCUGUGCUUAAGACUGCUCCUAAAGGUUAGUGGGCUUGUGAUUCGUACUGCCUUAUGUUUUAAAUAGCUGAAGUUUCUCAGUCUUAUUUUUAGCCUGCAAGAUCUAUAUAGGGAAGCAGCAGGUUGUGUAUCAGUGUAGCAUGUCCUGUUCUGCCUGGAAAUGCUGGGUGAACUCAGCCCUUUUCCCAGCCCUUGCCAGCACCUGGCUGUGCCUCUUCCCCUCUCCCUUCUGUGGCCUAAGACGUUGUGAGCUCCUCACUGCGUCCCCUCUGUGCUGGGGAUGUGGGUAUCCCUGCAGCAUUCUCUUGGGACAGGGAAGGGUGUCAGACAUGGUUAUCAGCUCUUCAGGAUUACUGGUAACCCUGCCUGCAGGGCAUGAGUGCAUGAGCAACCACCCAUGGGCUGCAACAGCUCACGGGAAGGCCAGCGUGCACCAUUUUGUUGGGAGAAAGAUCAGAGCAGAGCUGUGCUUUAGGCAUGCAUGAAUUCACGGCAUUCCGGCACUAUACCUGGUGCAAAGAGGAAGACAGCAAAACAUUCCCCUGUAGAUGCCACUGCUGUGACCAGCGAACGUCUUUUGUCAAAAUACUGUGAUAAAAUGGUGACAGUCGGGAGGAAAGAGAGGCAGUACCCGAGGCCUGUGAAUAAAUGCCAAAAAUUGCCAUAACAACAAGUAAGGGAGGGGGAAACACCGAUGCAAGAACACGUUAAGUCAGCUUUCCCCAUGGCGAGAUUACACAGUAUCAUUUCGGCCAACUCAGCAAGUCACCCUGGAAAAAAAAUCAUUGGGGAAACCAGAAUGUUAUUUUUUUAAAUUGGAAGAGAAGAAAAAUAACAAAAGCAAAACCCAAGAAAAAACAAAACGCCCAAAACCCCAAACCUGUUCCCAAACAGCCAGCAGCGUCACUUGGAGGACCCCAUCUGCUCAAGGACUCAGCCUGUAGCAAUCGCUCCCGUAAGCAAGGCAAGCUCACUGGCAGCAGAUGUGAGCAGGACACCCAGGCCAGAUGGGAACAAGAGAAAAAUAACAGGGAGAAAAAGGAGAAGAGAGAAUGUGAUCCCACGAAGGGCGUUCCUCUCGAGCCCAGCACUCCCAGCAGUCAGAGCUCCUGCCCGAGCGUGGCAGCAUUCCCCAGCAGAGCUUGCUGGAAGCAGCAGGAGCAAGCCAAGCGUAUGGCAGAUCUGAGAAGAGGAGAACUCACCAGAAAUGAUGCCGAUGGUGAUGUACAUGUGAACAACACUGCGGGCAAAGGAGGCGGUGAUCAUGCCGGUGCUGACCAGCACCCCUCCAGCCAUCACGACGAAGCGGUGACCAAAGCGGUUGGUGAGCACCGUCGACAGAGGAGCUGGAUGGGAAGAGAGCUGUGGUCAGCACAGGUCAGCAACACAAACAGCAGCUCCUCCACCAGCCACCUCCUGCAGAUACCCCCGUCCCCUCCAUGUGCCACCUCCCCAUCUGCUCGCAUAGCAGAGCAUCACUCCUGCAGCACCACGCAGCUCGUGGCAGUGGGAUAAGAACCAGAAGAGACCAGGAUGGGUGGGCAGCCUGGAACAAACCUGCAGGAGCAAAUGGAUUUUGGGGAAGCUCAGGUUAUAUUUUGAUCUUUUUCCACCACCAAGUCAGGUUUUGAUGUUCAGAAUCUUAUCUCCAUUGAGAGAUGAGCAGCUGGGCCAAGGGCCACGUCCUUGUGCCACGCAGGAGCUGUAGCUCAAGGAGACCAGGGGACUGGGACAGCCAUUUGGUGGUGUCUCAGAAAACAUCCACAAAGCCUGGAGGCUGCAAUUUAUCAUGGAGCCAUUGGGACACAAGCCCUGAUCCCAGGCCUCCACGUGCUGAGUCAGCAGCAGGACUGCACCUUCCAACUCCUGCCCUUUACUCUUACCUGUGAAGGUCUGCACAAACACACAGAUGGAUAUUAUCCACGAUAUCCUGCUGUUGGUUUCAUCAAAGCUUUCCAUCAGGUCAUUGAAGAAGACUCCAAACGAUUUUAUAACGCCAUAUGUAAGAGCUUCCACAAAGAAGAAAGCCACAGCAAUUGCCCAGCCCCAUCCUCCAUCAGGCACUUUAGUAUAAACAUUUGGAGUGGUGCACGGCAUUUUUACAGCUUUGACAGUCAUUUCUGAUCUGGAAAAGAGGAGAGAACAAACCAGGCAUCAGCUCGAGAUGAGUUUUGCUUACCAAGGCACGGCUGAGCAGCUGGCCGGAGCUGCUAGGCAGUCCCCGUGCUGCUGAGGAAUUAAAUCCAGGAGAUGGGCUGAAGUUCCUCCCCCCGACAGUCCCAGAGGGACCAUUUCUGCCCGGACCCUUUGAACCAAGGACCAGAAACUCUCCGCUCAGCACCGGGUUGAGCCGUUCCCAUCAGCAAAACCCAGCGAUCAGCUGCGUUCCGGCACAGCGGGAUGGAUGCAGUUCGUGAAAGAUCCACCGCGGCACCCAGUGAGGGCUGCUGGGGCUGCACGGCUUCCCAACAGCACCCGACCUCCCACCCGCAGCCCUUCGCUGGGCAGCGACAGCCCGGGGGCCGCCCGCACCUUUGGGGUGCCGCUUGUUCCCCGCAGCAUCGGUCAAUGCCACCAGCACACUGCAGUACACCGCUGCUCCCUAAAGCCCCCAGAUGUCACAUCGAGCGCCCGUCGCCGUUCGGCAACUCCCUGGGAUCGCACCUGUACCCCAAAAGCACCGCAGCGGGGCUGCCGAGCUCUCGCAUCCCUGUGUGUGUGUCAGCACGGACAGCCCCACGGCCCCGGCUCGGCUCUGCACCGCGACACCUGCGCUGCCCAUAGGGACGCGGUCCCGGCGCCGCCUGCAGCCGUCACCGAAGAGGGGCCCAGCCGCCACCCGGGGCACGGCCCCCCCCCCAAGGCAUUUCCCUCCUCCAUUUUACGCUCGGAGGAACCCUGGGCGGCUCCGGCAGCGCUUCCCCAUCCCACUGGGGAACUUCUCACCCGGCAGCGGGUGGGGCGGCACCCACCCGUGACCGUGGGCGGCCCCGCGGGACCCCCCCCAUCCCCCCCGGCAGCACCCAUCGCCCCACUCUGCGGCAUCGCCAGCGAGGAGUGCAGUGGUCAGUUCAGUGGGCAACCAACUGGGUGAAGAAGACACAGGUUCCACCUGGGAACUUAGGCACAACCCCACAGAUUUCUCGCAGCAGCGCCGGCCCAUUGGCCACUGAUGCUCCUGUGCUGGCAGGGCAGCUUGGCGCUGAGCCCGCUGUGCCGGCUGUGGCUGGCAGUGCCCCACGGUGUCGGCGGUGAGCACCUCUCACGUUCCCAUUACGCAGCCUCGCCUUGGGGUUGCCCUCCCCAAGCUGUAACUCAGCCCAGCAGCGACAGCGUGAGCGCUUACGGGACGACAAAACAGGAGUUCCUGCAGCGGCGACCCCCUGACGAGGCAGAGGAUUCCUGAUAGUUACCAGCAGAGCCGCGGUGAUUCUUGGCCACGUGGGACACUUCAGAGAACUGGGAACAAGGCCUGCUGCCAAACUUGUGCUUGAAACCCUACAAAGAAAGAGCCAUUUGUCAGACGUCACCCCAACGGGAGCUGCUGAAUUCGAGUGAGCUUCUGGAGGAAAAAAUAACAGUUUGGUUUUGUGUUUCAUUAGAUAUUUACCAGGAAGGAAAGAAAGCUAAAAGUAUAGUGACAGUGACUUCAAAGAGGGCGUCUGACUUGCAAUAAUUGCACUUUUGCUGGUCCUGGUUUUAGGAGUAGCCCUGUGCCUGUGUGUGAAGGAUGGAGCAGGUAUUUUGGCCAGGUCAGUAGCCGAGGUUGUGGAGUAGUGCCUGGCACACAGCCUGGCCCUGGAGGAGCAUUUUGCAGUGAACAUCACCCCCUUAGCACCAUGGGAACUCCAGCCCCGUGGUCUGUGCUGCUGCUUGCCGUGCUGGUGGGGCUCUGCACUUCCCCAGUGGCACAGGGGAAGCCAAACUUCAUUGUCAUCCUGGCAGACGAUCUGGGCUGGGGGGACCUGGGGGCCAACUGGGCCGAGACGAAGGAGACCCCACAUUUGGAUGAGUUGGCUGCCGAAGGGACAAGGUUCGUGGAUUUCCACUCGGCUGCCUCCACCUGCUCACCGUCCCGCGCCUCUCUGCUCACGGGGCGCCUCGGUGUGCGCAAUGGGGUGACCCACAACUUCGCCAUCAGCUCUGUGGGCGGCCUGCCCCUCAAUGAGACCACACUGGCUGAGGUGCUGCGGGCAGCAGGGUACAGCACAGCAGCUAUAGGCAAAUGGCACCUGGGGCACCACGGCCACCACCACCCCAUCUUCCGUGGGUUCGACUAUUACUUUGGGAUCCCCUACAGCCAUGACAUGGGCUGCACAGACACCCCUGGCUACAACGUUCCACCCUGCCCACCCUGCCCACAGCACAGCGCGGCCACCAGCCCCACCAACAAGGACUGCUAUACGGAUGUCGCCCUUCCUCUCUUUGAGAACCUCACCAUCAUCCAGCAGCCCGUCGACCUCAGCAGCCUGGUGGAGCAGUACAUGGAGGCGGCAGCGCGCUUCAUCCAGCAGGCAAGGGACAGCAGCCGUCCCUUCUUCCUCUAUCUGGCGCUGGCCCACAUGCACGUGCCACUGCAGAUUGCCCCACCACCGGACAGGGGCAUCUACGGGGCUGCCCUGCGUGAGAUGGAUGCCCUGGUGGGACAUGUCAAGCACCUGGCCGACAGCUGUGGGAAGGGCAGCACACUGCUGUGGUUCACAGGUGACAAUGGCCCUUGGAUGCAGAAAUGUGAGCUGGCGGGACGCCUGGGGCCGCUGCUGGGGGCCUGGCAGAGGGCACAAGGAGGCAGCCCUGCCAAGCAGACCACCUGGGAAGGAGGGCACCGGGUGCCGGCGCUGGCGUACUGGCCUGGCCACGUCCCUGCCAAGCGGAGCAGCCACGCCAUGCUGAGCACCCUGGAUGUCUUCCCCACGCUGGUGGCCCUGGCUGGAGCCACACUUCCCCCAAACAGGCGCUUUGAUGGCAUGGAUGUGUCCCCGGUUCUCUUCGGGCUGUCAGAUGUGGGACACAAGGUGCUGCUUCACCCCAACAGCGGGGCAGCGGGGAAGGACGGGGCGGUUGAGGCACUGCGGCUGGCUCAGUACAAGGCCUUCUACACCACAGGAGGGGCGAAGGCUUGUGAUGGAAGCAUUGGGCCAGAAGAGCAUCAUCGGCCACCGCUCAUUUUCAACUUGGAUCGCGAUAUCCAGGAGCAGGAGCCUUUGGACGUGGCAUCCAGGGAGUAUCAGGCAGUGCUGCCUGCAAUCAGCAGGGCUUACGCCCAGGCCCUGGAGGAUAUUGCAACAGACAACACCACGGUUGCAGACUACUCCAAGGACCCGGCAGCAGUGCCCUGCUGCAGCACACAGCACGUGGCCUGCCGAUGCCAUGCACCUACAUCUCACACAGCCUCGCUGGACCAGCACACGGACGGAAGAGCAACACGGCUUUGUCUAAGUGACCGAUCCCUGAAACCCCUCUUGGACGAGUCACCAAACUGCUCAGCACUGAGAAAACAGCGAAGCCCAGUGAAAUUCAGAACAUCAAAACAUCCCAACCAGGGCUCCCUGUGCACCACACAGCGGGAGCCAGCGCCGCACCAGCGAGCAGAGCAGAUGCAAAACACAUUACUGCCAGCAAUGGAGGAAAAGCCGGAGUCCUGACUGCACACUCUUUAUCUGGAAGCUCCGAUUGCAAAGCUGCCGUAUCAGGGAGUAUUUUUGGAAAGCUCCUUCCCUCUCACACCACCUCCUCCCUAACAUUACACAUGUAAGUUGCUCCGUCAGGUUAAUUACAGCACAGGAUUUUGACAGAUCAAAGUCCAUUUAAUAAAACCCCUGCCUGUACAGCAGGGGUUUGGGGCUGGUUUUUACAGCGCAGUCCCAGCAGGCAGGCUCAUUCAGGAGCAGCGUGGUUCCUGCUUGCUGGCAUUUGCAUGGCCCCAAACCACAUGCUCAAAGAGCAGGUUCUGCAGAAGGAAGCAAAGGAUUUCUCUCUGGCCGUGCUGCUCCUCAAACAUUCCUCCCAGCUGCUCUGUGGCCCAAAGGGCUUUGACCAGAUGGGAGACACUGCGAUGUCCUUCUUAGGGGAUGGAGUAGGAGAAAUAGAAAACUCUUGUUCUCUGUCUCCAACAAGCUGUGGUACAGGUAAAGAGAAUCGGUCUAAGAUUUAUGUGACUCGAAGAGCUGUGCUUAGGCAGAGUUUCAAAGGGAGGCAUGAAUUAGUCAUCUUUUAUAUAAAUAACUCUUUGCAUCACUUAAUUUGAAAGUGCCUUACAGAGGAGGUCAGCCCCAGCAUAUGGAACAAAUCCUGGGAUCCCAAUGAAAUUUUUACUUCCUCCUUCUUCAGGCAGAUCUCCAACAGCAGGAUAUGUGAAAGUGGAGUAAGGAAUUCCAAAGUCUGCCAAGCCUACAGCCUGAAAUCCGUUACAAUAUUCUGCUGUAUUAAUGCAUUACUAUCAUGAAGAUGCUGCUGAUUACAGCCAGAUCACAGCACUGUAAGCAAUAUCUGUCCACUUAGGAGUUAAGUAUUUAACACAAUAAAUGCUUAUAUAACAGGAAGAAGAGCAGGAUAGACACUGCCAGGCUUAAGUUAGGAUUUAUAAAGCCAGUAUGUUCUUCCAACGGUAACUGAGAAAGUGCCACUUAAAAACCCAAAACAAUGGCUUAACAAUCUGUUUUGCUUUGUUUCUUUUUCUGGAAAGGAGAGAUUUCCAGAGGACUGAUGAGGUUCAGGUAUGUUCCAGUUGUUUUCCAUAAGCUAAUACAACUGAUUGAAAAUACAACAGGGAAAACUAAGUUUUUAUUUCUAAACGAUGGCGUUGUUCAAAUCAAAGCUAUUCCUGAUAAUACUGGAAAUCUGAGCAAGGCACAAAGGUCAGAUCUGGAUCUGAACUCCGUUCUGCAUCUGCACUUCAUUCUGCUCAUUUGUUCAGGUCUCUCUCUAAUUAUUAGGCUCAUCAUCCUUGCCCCUUCCCAGCUGCCAUGUAGUAGGGGUGUGAUGUUCCUGGCACUCUCCUAUACCCGAAUUAGUUAUUUUAAGCUUCACAGCUAACUGGGACAAGGUCAGGGCAACAGAAUCUCUUCUGUAAGAGGUUAAUACUUUCUUCUUAGCAUUGGGGUUGAAUUGCUGUUUUAGGGGUCCCGAAUGCUCACAGGAGGAAACUCAUUCUCAUCAUCGAGACACACUGGUCCGGUUGCAAACUCGUGCUCUGGGAUGACCUCUCCUCGCAGGGCACCACCAUCCUCCGAAUAACCUGCAGAAGUGGAAAUGCAAAGCACUGCUGAUAAAUGGGUGCUAUGAGGCUGGAAACAAACAGCUGCAACACUUUUAUCAGUGUUUUAACACAUCCUGAUUUUUUCUGGCAUUUGGCUGAGCAUUUUUGGGUGGCAGAAGGGAAAGGUAUCACCAUCAACACUACCAAUCAGGAAUGGACUGCAGCUGCCUGGCAAGGGGUCUGGGCAAGCAGAGCAGAAAAUAACUGACUCAUUCCUAAUGGAAUGAACUGGGUGAGCUGCAGAAGGCCCUGCUGCCCCAGUCUGCCCUGCACAUGGGGUGUUUAUGGUUACAGUGAACCUCUGGUUGUUCAGAGACUUCCCACUUUGCUCCAGGGGCUAUCUUGCUUCUUUGCUCCAAGGAAGGGCAGGCGCGGUGCUUACCUGGCAUAGUCGAAGUUGAAGGCACUGUACUUUGUCUGGCUACAGUUGCUGCAUAAGAUUGAGGUAAUGGAGGCUGAAGGUCAUUUUCUUUGUUCUCCUCCAUUUUUCCUGAGCCAAGCAGACUGAUUGUACAGGAGAAAAGAGGGAAGAAGAGUUAGUUCUGAUCCCAUUCGUUCCUCCCCCAGCACUAGCUGAGACAUGCAUUUGCACUUGUGUCUCCUUGAGGCACAUCACCCAACUGAAAAGUUGGAAGGUGCCCAGGCCAAUGCCAGGUGAGGGCUGGAACCAGAUGGUCUGUAAAGGUCCCUUCUAUCCCAAACCGUCCUACAGUUCUAUGAUUUGUAACACUGCGUCAAAACUUUGACUGCAGCCCUAACAGUGCUGCAGAGGAGGAGAUCAUUGUGCUCUCCAAAUAAAGCGGGGAGGGGAGGGGGGGGGAUGCAGAAGAUAGGGAAAGCAGUACUUCAGCUAGAGGACAAUGCUGGCAGGAGAAUAGAAGGGAACAGAUUGACCACAAAAGCUUUAGGUUACAAAGGCAAACAGUGUUUCUAAUCAUGGAGGGGGCUCCAAAGGGCUUCCAACAGGAGUGGACUAGAUGGGAAAAGCAGUGCUGGCUAGUUUCGGACGGAGCCUGAGCAGAGAUAUAGUAUGAUGUAAUGUAACUCAUGACCCAAGGGCCCUUUUCAGUCCUCUGAUGCUAAAAGAGGAACCCACAUACGACGCAAGGCUGCCAGCUCCGGACUGCCACAGCACAAUGGGAGCACGGGAGGGGGGUCAGCAGUGUCUGAAGGAGGUGGGAGGCCGGCGGCCGGAGCACGCUGGACAGCGCAGCUUUGAAGCGCUUUUGUUUUGUGGCUUUUAAAAAUCUGUUGGCAUUUUCCUGGCCGCCGGCCACGUCCUGGCUUACAGCACAUGUUACAUCGCACCCCACCCCAAAGGCUUCACAUCUGGAGCCAAGUAGCCCAGAUGCGGGGUUACGUGCUUAAUCGAAUUGGCAUACAAACGGAACGGCAGCACGGAAGGCUCUGCUGCAGCACGGCGUGCCUGCAGGCAUGCGUGUGUGUGAGGCUUUGUUGACGGAAGCUCCCAGAGCUGCUCCACACGAUUGCGGCCCCAAAAUUGGCUCUCAGCACCCACCGAUGCCUAGGAGAGGUGCUCUGCUCUCUGCCACCCUCGAGUCUGUGCACUGCUGCUGGAGGCAUCUCCUAAAGCCCACCUCUGCUAUCUAGGCUGUGUCCCACAGCUGCCUGAGAUGUCCUUGGUUUCUUCUGCACGAUGCCCCAGGUCCCUGCUGCUCACAUGGUCCUCACUGAUGUCCGCUAGAUCCAGCAACUAGAAUCACAACUCAGUUCCAAUGUUCUUGCUCCUACAGCUCCAUUUUGUGCAUGCAGGUGAAAUUUCCCUUUCUUAGUUUUUAAGGAUCAGCAUUUAUCUCAAAUGUGUAGGGAACAUCAAUGCACUGGAGAGGCAUUUACCUGUGUUUCUGAAUUAAGACACACUCUCCUCCAUCUUGCGGGUCCAAGUUGUAGAUGUAGAGAUGUCCAUCAGAUGUAGUCACCAGCAGUCGAGGCAGCUUCUGAAUCCUAAGGAGAAAAGCAUCACGAGUCCAAACACAACAGCUGCAUGCACACACUGACAGCAAACAUACACUGUGUGCUCUGCAGGGUGCAAGGUAACGGGCACAGUGGUGGUCAUGAGCAUACAUAGCUGUGUCUGCUUGAAGGCUGGUGUGGCAGUGAAACACAGAUGUCAGUACGUACGUGGAGAGGGCACAGAUGUUCCUUUGUCCCGAGAUGUUGAGGCGGACAGUGGCAAAGGCUCGAUCUUGGUUCAUCAUGCCCGACACCUGGGCAGGGAGGUAGUUGGUGGCAGCCUGGAACAUCUUUCCCAUGUACCCAGUCCAGGUUGGUGGCUCUUCUGGCCGGCUGGGGGGUCACAAACAGUGCUGUACAGACAGGUGUCCAAAGUGGACACCCCGGAGCAGGUUAGCUCAGGUUACUCCCUCACCUGUCAGUGAGAUGCUCCAGUUUAAAGAUGUGCACUGUCUCUGUGUUACUCGAAGCACAUAGGAACUGGGAAUCCAUGCUGAACACCAGAGAGCUGAUAUUCACAUACCUAGGGCCAAGCACAGACAGAACCAUUCACUACUUGGCACCCUGCUGCAUGGGAACUGCGAGGUUUUGCUCACAGAGGACAGGGAGAGAGAAGACCCAGCCCACUCCUGCCGUCAAGAGUUGGGCUCUGUGCAAGUGGCUUAGCAGCUUCAAAACACCUCCUUUGAGAAGAAUCAGGAUGAUAACUCUGGAGACUUCAUUAUUUCAAGUAAGAAACAAAAAAUGGACAGAGAAGAUGAAUCCACCUCUGUUCUCCAUGAUUGCCCUGUUCUGUGACGCACUGAAUGGAAUCACUAAGCUUGCUGGAGGCAGCUGGGCGCAGCACGGCUGUCUGGCACAAUGACAUUUCUAUCUGAUAUGCUCACUCUUGUUUUCUUUCUGCAAAAGAUGCCAAAGCUGCCAGGAUCUGACGGUGUUCUGUCCCCAUGUUUACAUUUCUGCUCCGGGAGCCCUCUGUGUACUUGUCACCGAUAGAAGCAUGAACUGACCUUUUCAUCCCUCGACGGAAUUCAUAGAGCUUUUGCCCACCAGGAAUGGAAAAUACACGAAUGACUGUGCCCUGCAAAAAAUGCAGAUGGAAAGAUCACACAGGAGCAGGGCAAAGAGCACGAGCCCUGACACACCAAGGAAACUCAGAACAUGCAGAGGCUCUGUUUGUCAGCCUGGGUCAAUAUGGACACAAUAUGCUGGCCUCCUACAAGUCAGUCAUUUGAGUGCCCCUCCCCAGGAAGCUGUGUUUAACAAGGGGCUGCCCCUGUCCCUGCAUCUCAUGGUCCAGGGUUGGCCGUGCCCCUUUGUCAGCCACGGGCUGGCAGUGGCAAGGAGGUUACUCCCAGCAGUGCUCACUCACCUUUUCAGAAGCACUCGCCAGCUUCGACCCGGUGGAGUUGAAGGUCAGGGCAGCCAGAGGCCCAUCGUGGGCAGCAAUUGUGCAGGCUGUUUUCUGUAGGACAGAAGGUGAUGUGAGAGUAAAGAGACACACUGCUUCUCAAACUGCGUAAGCGCAGGGCAUUCUUGCCUCAUUCCCUAUCCAGAACUGCCCAUGUGUUUUCAAGGGACCGUAUUGCAUUUCUCGUAUCCCUUUAACAGUCCCUGCCCUGCCUCGAGCUCACUCUCCACCUGCUACAGGCACUGUGCUUACCAAAACCUCCUCCUAGACACAGAUGUCCUCAGCUCCUUGCCCCUCAAGCAGGCUGCAGGCUCACAGCCGUGCCCCCAAAGCCUGGCAUUUCUUUGUGCCUUGGCUCUACACACUGUGGCUGUACAGCAAAUACUACUGUGGCCCCUCUGCCUGUGGGGAGCCCUGGCUCCUGCUAGCAUCUCUCCACAGCAGCAGUGUGUUUUUCCCAUAUGUGCUCUGCUCUCCUCUGCUGCAGAUCUUCAGCUCCUGCUGCAUGUACAAAGCAGCAGCCUUAUGUAAUCCAAAGCCCUGGCAUAAACUGCAGAUAACCACAACCUUGCUCCUAGCCACAGACAAAUUUCCUGAGGAGAUGUGAGCACCUCGUCCUCCCCAUGGCUCGGGAUUCCUUUGCAUCCCUUGCAGCCUGUGGCACAGCAAAGCAGCUGCCCACGUCCUGUACCUGGAGCAGCUCCAAGCUCCGUGAGCCACCCUGCUCACAUCACUCCCUCUGGGCGUGAGGCUGAAUCUCUCUGAGCCCUGCCUGUGCCAGUCUGGCAGCUGCCUUCGAGCAUGGGUUACGUUUCCCUCACUAUCCAGUACUGGGAAGUGGAUGUUCUGAUCUCAAAGAGGCUGACUGCUUUGUGCGAUGUCUAGGCAAGGGGGAUAGGGAACGUGCCUGCCCCAGGCAAAUAUUCCUUGCAGCACAGCGGAGUACAUUUAUUCAUCUUUCCCCACGGCCCUGUUGGCUCUGCUGUGGUUCUGUUUGUUUUCAGUCCCUGCCGGUAUCCAAAUGGGCGAGCUUCACACUUACCAAAGUAUUUCCGUCGUAAAGUGCGAUCUCUCCGCUGGUUGCACUGCCAGGAUAAGCCAAGUAGGAGUUGGCGUGGUUGAUUGAGAGAGCGCACAGACCUGGCAGGGCAAGAAGGACACAGCUGAGGUUGUUUGCUGGUGGAGCACAGAAAGCAGAAACGUGGCCAUGGACACCGCAGGGGUUCGGGUGCUGUCACAUUUUGGGAUGCUGUCCGGUACCGGGUGUGCGCCAGCUGGACGCGGGCAGUGCCUCCACCAUGGGGACACCUGCUGGUACGGGACAGUAUGGCUCCUGCACCCCGCCAUGGCCUCCCCAAAUCCUGCCCUGAGAGAGCCCCUGUCCUGCUGAAGCUCUUCCCUUCUCCUCAAUCAUCUCCUUUGAGAAGGCACCAUUGGUCUCAGGGCUAACAGGGCUCCUGUCCGGGCACAUCUGGACAGCUGCAGAUGUGAGCAGAGCUAAGUGCACAGCUGGAACUCCGAGCUGCAGCCAUGGAGCCGGGCACUGCCACUUCCUUCCCUGAUAGGAAAAGGGAAGCAGAGGGAGAUAAAGCAAAUGCCACAGUUGUGCAGGGAGGUUCUCGCAGAUGAGGAACUUGAGCCGAGCUGAAUUUUAACCACACAGGAAUUUCUUCCCUGCAAUAACCAUCUGUUUUUACACCAACAUGAGGAUAAAGUCUCCCAGACAUCCCCUUUCAAGUGAGCAGGAACUGCAGGAAACAACAGGGAUGGAUGAAUGUGUGUGUAGGGCUGUCCAUCCGCCUGUCCCCUCAGUGACCCAGGAACGGAGCACCUCUUCCUGUCUCUCAUUACUGCUGCUGGCUGAGGACCCAUCGCAGUGGAUCAUGUCACACGCAGCAAUGGAUCUCACUUGCUUCCUGCCCCAUGUCUGCGUGCUCCCAGUCAUCCCAGCACUCAGCUAGGGGCUCAGCACGACCCCAGCUUCUUGGCUGCCACCCAGGGGUCCCACAUCCCCCACGUGGGGAGGAAGCUGCAGGGUUAAAGGCUGCCGGGGCUGUGCUCCUUGCUGCCCAAACAGGACAUGCACACGGGCACAUAUGCACACUGACACGCGCACGCACACUGUGCAAGCUGUCAUGUCAGGACACUGCUCUGGCCCUGGCCCAGCAGUAGGGAAGAAUCAGCUGAAGCUCUUGUUUUAGGUCAUUGUUUAUAACUAAACAAAGAGACCGCAGCGCAGCCAGGAGCUGCAGGAUGGGCCAGAGGCCCCUGAGGUCCACUCCCUAUCAAUCAGAAGCAUUUACAUCAUGCCAAGGACUGUGCGCGCUGCAGGGAAGUGGAGCAGAGGCAGCAGAGGUGAUGGCACCCAUGAAAGGCAGGCUGGGAGGAAUGCAGACAGCUCUGAGACUACUAUACAGAGCAAUUGUGUGUCUGAGGAGGGUCUUCCCCAGCCCAGACAGCACUGGGGGUCAGUGUAACCCCUUCUAGUGAGGGCCCAGGGAAGGCUGAAGCUCAACAAAGCGAGCUCUGAGCCGGGCGGCGUGAGUCACCCUCUCCCUCUGCUGUGCGCCUGUCUGGGAGAAGCAAAUGGGAAACCAGGCCAGGGGAAAACACAGAUGUGAGUGUACUGAGCUGACCUCAGGGACGUACAAAGAACACAGAGCACAAGCCAUACGGCAGCCUUUGAAAAUGCUCUUCUGGUCCUGGCACCUGGCAGCCUUAAGUGAGAGUCAGUGGGCACAGGAGUGGGCAUGGCUCAGCACAGCACCUCUGUGGCUGCCACUUCACAGGGGGCUUCCUCUGGCAGCAUGGAGAAACACCUACAGCACGGGAGAAGCUUGGCUUUGCUGCCAGGGCAGCAGGUCCAGUGGGGUCUCGGGGUUCAAGGGAACCACUUGAAGUAGUUUCCAAAGCUGCAGUUGUCUCUACAGAUCAGCCCUCACAGUGUGCAUGUCAGCAUGAGCACUGAGCACAACAACCUCAGUGCAAAUCCUGCCUCUGACAUGAGUCACCUCGCAGCCUCCCUGGGACUCUCCUGCCCUCCCUGGAGCAGUUCGGGCCGGGACUCUCGGGGGACAAGAGCCACCAGUGCUCUCCUGAACAGCAAGCAUGCUGAUAGUGACAGACAGCCCCGCUCUGCAGAGCCGUGCUCCCCGGGGGCUUUGCUUCAUGCACGAGCAAUCAGCCUGGCUCGUGUGCUCGCCUGGAGCUGAAAGCUCGCGACUAAGCAGUGUGGUUUAGUCUCAGGAGAGAGAUUCACUCCUUAUUUGAGCAUGCAUGAAAAACAACAGACUCGCCCACCCCGGGCAUUUUCCUCUCCUGCAUGGAGGAGGCUGGCCAGACAUUACCGAGCGGACAGCCCGCGGUGCGUGCGAUCAUCCUGGAAAGGCUGCGCACAUCGCCCCGCAGGAAGCAUUGCUUCUCCUGGCAUGUGCGUGCGAGGGGAGCCCGAGGUCACUGCACUUCCCUCAGCCGUGUGACAGCAGCAUGGGCUGCUCGAUGUGCAGUCCCUCACGUGCGGCCUGAGCUGAAGGAAAGCUAUGGGUUGGGAGCCGGGUCCUGCACAGCGCCAGGCAGCGAGCCCACAGUGACUGCCCCAUGGGUGUGCAGCAAAUCCCCAGAUCCCUGCUCCGAAAAGGAGCAGCAGGCUGGGCCUGCAUUGGCCUCCUGGACACGCUGUCUUUGGGGUCAGGCUUGGGAGCAAAGCAGAUGCUGGGGGACAGAGGGAGCGCACGUGUCACAGCACUUGUCACUCAGCUCAUUUCAAUGACAGCUGCUGUGCUGAAAGGGUUUUAGAAAAUUAAGCCUGCAUGAAGUCCUGUGAUCCGCAGCAGCCUAGUCCUGUCCCAGUGACUGCUGAUUGCUGUUGCUUUUAAACCGUGACCUGAUCAGAACAGCUCCAGGCCUGGGUAUCCCCCUUCCUGCCCGCUGCUGCCAGGCUUUCUCAGGAAGGUUUUAAACUUUAAUUAUAUUUGCAGUAUUUAGUAUGUUUAAUCUACAUGAGGAAGCCAUCUGUUAAGACCUGAAGUAGGUCAGGGGAGAAGCCAGAACAGCAUCCCUUGAAAGCCCAGAAGCCAGGCAUGAGCACAUCAAUAACUUCACAACCAACCGCCCUUGGAAAGCUGCUGCGGUCUGUGACCGGGAUGUCACAGCUCCAUCCGGCAGCGCUGCCGUGGGCGCUCAGCCAGGCUUCCCUGCUCACUGCUAAAAACUGCUCCUCUCCAUCAGCACGAUUCACCCUACGCUACGCAGGGAAAAUCUGUUGCGCAGCCAUCUGCCCUGUCCUGUGGGUUUCUCCUGUGUGUGGAAUAAUACCAGGUGGCAGCCCAAGCUCAGGGAACUCCCUGGCGGCGCCGGCUCAGAGGCACGGUGGAAUAAGCACUGCCUGGCUGUGUUUUGUGUCCCAGGUGCUCUUUGCAGCACUACUCGCUCUGGGAGCUGACUCGGAGCGCCUCAUUGAUCACAGGAGCCGCCUGCCUGGCGGAGCAGCGUGCCCGUGGUGUGAAGCAGGUCUGCAGGGAGUGCCAAGGUGUGCCUCCACAGCUGACUCAUGCUGGCAGUGGGGAUGCAGGGCCCCUUUGUCCUGAGGGAAAGCACUGCGGGACUCUGGCACAGGGCAUGCUGAAGGGAGGGGUUGGGAGCCCCAGAGGGAGAACAUGAAGUUGCCCUGUAAAUGGAGGGGAGUUUGAAGUCCUGGCCUGCCGUACAGCUUUGGUCUCAUAACAGGGAACAAAGGCGUGCUCCAGGAAGCCAUGAGCUGCAUGGAUAUCCCUUCCCUUCCUGGAAGGGACUGACCUUAACUCAAAUCAUGCUGCUGUCUUUGAAGCAUUUACUCAGGACAGAGCAGGGUUUCUUCUCUCAUAAGCCUGACUGACUGCCUCCAUACGUCUCUGGUUCCCCAGUGCUGAAUUAGUCGUGCUGCUAAGAAUACACAUACCACAGGCUGGUUUGAAUUCUAAAACAAAUACUGUGGCUACGGAAGGCUCCUGCAGAGCUCACUUCUCCCUUACACACAGAUUCCUUUGCUUACCUGUUGUAUUUGGGGGCGUAUCCAGGAUAGUCUUCAAAAGCUUCAUGUCCUUGAUGUUAUGGAUGUAAAUUGACUCCUCCAGGCAAACAAUCAGCCUCUGCAAGGACACAGGUACAGAACCUCACCAGCACUGCUCCCAUACUUGGCACGCUCAAAUAUUGCUGCUGGAAAAACUCAGCAGGGAUUUUGCUGUAAUGCUGCAGAAACAUGACCUCUUCUGCUUCUAAAUCCCCUCCCCGUGGACACCCUUUGAUUUUGGAUGGCUCUGCUUCUGAGAAUUGACUACAUCUGGUUUUGCCUUAGAAAGCAGACAGAACAUGGUAACAACUUCUCUGUUACUCUACAAGAUGAUCUUGCACAUCCCUAGGCCCUAAGAACAUAAAGACAGACCUUGGUUAUACUCUUGCCAUGGGUGUUGGUUAGCAUCUACUUCUAUCCCAACUUCUCUUUGCAGUUCUUUUCACAGCAAACUACGUUUUGAUCAUAAAGACCAGGGAACAGAGAGGCUGCCAGUCCUGCUUGUUAGCCUGCCUGCAGAUGGGAUUUCCUGCCCUUUGCCCUGACUUCUUCCCAAAUUGGAAGCAAGCAUCUAAGUGGUGGGCCUCCCACUACUGCUAAACCUAAUGUGUCAGCAUAAGCUGGCAAGACUGUGCUUUAUGUGCCCAAAGUUGUGAGGCAGAAUUGCAUAAAACUGGGCUAGGAACAAUUUGUUCAGAUAGUCACAGAGGUUGGUGCUUCCCACCUAGUGCUUGCACCAUCUUGGCAGACAGGCAGGGUAUUUGCAAGCUUAUGUGCUUGCACCUCUUCUGUAGAACUCAUCAGCAACAAACACCCACCCAGCAGGAGGCAGCUGUGGAGUGAGGAGCUGCCAAACCACAGGCAGGAAAGGCAGAAAGGAAAAAGGAAGCCUAAUAUCGUAACUUCAGCAUUGGGCCAUCAUUUCUGUGAUUGCUCUGCUCUGCGUCCUGAUCUCUAUGAGUUUCUGCAGAGGCAUUUUACAUAGAAGCUUUUUUGGGACCAGGCUUUGGAUCUGGCUGGAGGACUGUGCUUUCUGAGCCCUGGGUGUGCACAGCUCCACCUAUAUUAGUGUCAUGUGUCCCGAAGCUCUGAAAACAUCCCAAUAAAAGUGUGAGGCCAGACUCUGCCCAAGCUCCUGAAGCUGAAGCACCCAAAUCCAUGUACAGGACGUACAGAGCCUCCACCUCUUUAGAAAUGAGGCCACUUAUUUAGUAUCUAAAUGUGGAGUUUAGUUACUAACUUGAAAACACCCACAUUAGAAAAUCUUUGCCUUGCUCCACCAUUACUCUCAGAUCAAACUCUUUCCCACUUCUAUUCCUGCUAACCACAGCAUCUGGGGCUGUGUCACAGCCAUUUUGCAUUUCCAGGAAGACUUUGCCUUUUCUACAGUAACAGCCAUCAACUUGCUAGCAGGGAUCGUCAGAGUCAUAUUUAUACAGCUGAUUUCAGCAAAGCCACCGUGUGCUUUCCCAGAACUGCAAAACGCACUGCUAUUGAUGUACAGGUGAAGGGAAGUACUCCAGAUGAUAGCAAAGCAGCAAGCCAGAGCUGUAGCAAGAGAUGCUGGCACUGACGGGGAAAAAAUCCAGGAAGGCACAAGAAGGGUGAUGGGGGUGGGAGGUGAAGAGGUAAAAGAGGCCUGGGCAAGCUCAGGGGGAGCUGGAGAGGGCUGGUUCUCAAAACCUGCUGAGAUGAGGAAUGAGUUUUAUUGUCACCGUGCACAGACAGCCUCAUAGAAGGUGCCUGGUGCUGCGAUUGCUGCACACCAUUCAAGGCACUGCAUCUCACGUUUCUCUUCAGAACUUAAGUCUGGCACAAAUCUGGUGGAGUGGCUGAGUUGUACGUUGAGGACUUAAGAUGUGUUGGAUAUGGAUAUAGCCAGAAAAAAACUAUCACAUGGCUCCAAAAAAUCCAGCGGGGUUUUAGCACAGUGACUGAGAAUCCAGGGAGGCCGCAGGGGAGAUUUAGGCUGAUCUCACGGUACAGCCUUACUCUCUGCUUUGAGACACACCAUGACAUAGCUUAAUGUGUAUGUCAGUUAUAAUGGAGCCUGAAACAAAGAAUUCCCGUGGAUCAGCAACAUCCAAGGGGCUCUUUUGUUUGCACAAGGAUUUUUCACAGGCAGAUCAAGUCAAAACACGCGCUGUUUGUUUGAGUUCUGUUCCUGUUUUAUUUACUACCAUUUUCCUGUGUUAAAAGCUUAUAUGAGAUUUGGCCUUAUAUGGACUUUUAACAUCAUCUUCAGGCAGUCACUGGAGCAGCACGCGGGAAAAAUCCUGGGCUUAUUUUACUCACAUACUUAUCUCCUAGGAACGCUAAGCAGAACCUCCCAGUUUAUUUUUAUACAUAUACAUCUAUCUGCAAUUCAGAGGAAGUUCUUAUUUUGCCAGCUUCAUUGUAAGCUUAAGUGAAAAAAAAUCCAUUUAGGACAGACUUAAUUGUAGUACAAGAACUUCUGGUCAAACACAGCCUUACUGGAAACUCAACCAGCGUUUCCUUAUGGGAGAGCCUUACUGCAGCUCCCACUGUUGCUAAGUGAGGAGAAGCUGAUUAUAUACAAUUACUCAGACUGCUUAUUUCUUCAUUGUAAAAUGUCCUUAGCUUCUUAUGGCACAUACUUUGAAUAUAAUUAUGGAAGAAAGAAAGACGACUUUAAAUAUUCCAAUAGGGCUCAGAGCUGCAUAAGGCUACAUCAGUUCAGAGGCUAACAGUUUAAAAGCCUCCUUCCAAAUGGCCUGAAUGUUUUCUACUCCUUUAAAAAUAAAACACGGUGCCUAGCAGUACUUGAGAAGCA